UUUAGCUGUGACAACACGACUCUCGACAAAUGUUCAAUUCUGAGUUCAAACCAAUCAAUGUUCAGCUCAUACUCCUUCUACAAAUACUACCUGCCUUUCCCUUGCACAACCAUGCCUACAACUGAGCCCACUACGAACGCGGUAACCACCGACGGUCCUGAUUCUAACAGUACUAUUAUGAUAACAACUCAGACACCACCGGAACCGCCUUUCAAGUACAUAUACAGCGGCAAUAUUCGAUUCUGUGACACAACUACCACGCGGUGGAUAUGGGGGCUGGUUCUAGUGAUAUGUAUACCUCAUGCCCUUGUAUUCCUGCGCUCUCUGUAUAGGGUUAUGUUCCGAUCUAAACAGACGCCAACACCAGGGGCAUUCAUUUUUGU
This is a messenger RNA of Owenia fusiformis, 383 nucleotides long. NCBI's taxonomy places the organism in Eukaryota, Metazoa, Annelida, Polychaeta, Sabellida, Oweniidae. The record is from the annotation of a GenBank genome assembly.